CUUCGUGCGAUUUGGAAUGCCGUAUGUUCGGGUGUCUGCAGUGCGGUGAAAAAAUUUGUGGAAUUCAUGACAAACAAAAACCCAUCAGCGGAAGAGGAGAUUCUUCAAUCGCGGAAAUGUAUUGCGAUGACUGCCGAACAACCAUCACAGGAACAGAAGCAUCUUCGAGAUCGAACGUCGCAAUUCGCAAAUAUUUCAUGGAAAAGAAUUGCUAAUGCUUCGAGUGUUGGCAGUUUUGCGGAAUAUUUGGUGGAAGCGAUGACAGCCGAACACCCAUCACAGGAACAGAAGCUUCUUCGAGAUCGGAUUUGGCAAUUGGCAAAUAUCGCGUGGAAAAGAAUUGCUAAUGCUUCGAGUGUCGGCAGUUGGGCGGUCUAUUUGGUGGAAGCGAUGACAGCCAAACACCCAUCAAAGGAACAGAAGCUUCUUCGAAAUCUGAUUUGGAAAUUGGCAAAAAUUGCGUGGAAAAUAAUGGCUAAGUGCUUUACUUAUCCAUAUGUGCUUGUCACCGCUGCCGCUGCAGUUGUAGCUGUUAUCGUCCUUAUUUUCUACUUUUCACAAAAGAACAAAACUCAAUAG
Molecule: messenger RNA, 579 nt
Organism: Hydatigera taeniaeformis
Lineage: Eukaryota; Metazoa; Platyhelminthes; Cestoda; Cyclophyllidea; Taeniidae
Source: the annotation of a GenBank genome assembly